This is a messenger RNA of Podarcis muralis (Common wall lizard), 6362 nucleotides long. It is a transcript of the gene EPS8L2, whose product is annotated as EPS8 signaling adaptor L2. Gene Ontology annotation, biological process: positive regulation of ruffle assembly; Rho protein signal transduction; regulation of Rho protein signal transduction. Lineage: Eukaryota; Metazoa; Chordata; Lepidosauria; Squamata; Lacertidae. Gene Ontology annotation, cellular component: plasma membrane; ruffle membrane; vesicle. Gene Ontology annotation, molecular function: actin binding. The record is from RefSeq and is a predicted model, not a curated record.
UCGCCAGACAGAGCGAGCCUGCCAGGCAGCCGCCAGCUCGGGGAGAGGCGGCUUGUGCCUUUCACAAACGUGGGUUUGUUUCCCCCACAGCGUCGCCAGGUUGCUCAUUUCCCUUCCCCAAACUGAAAGGGGGCGGGGAGAAGACGGUGAAGGAGGAAAACCUGAAGCAAAAUCACCUCCUUUCUCGCCGAAGUCUCGGAGAGAAAGAAAAAUAAAGCCCCCUCUGCCGCCUGUCUCCACAGGCAGCGGCUCAGUCCUGCUUCUCCAACGUUGCACCAGGUGUCAGCAGAGAUACCCAACUAGCUCGGAGCCUCCUGGUUAUAUAGUAACCUGUUGCUUUUGGUCGGUGGCUCCACCUCUCCCUCCUCCUCUGCCUGGGCUGAGGGAGAGCUUCCACCUGCUCUCAGUGGAGCUGCGAGGUCUGCACGGGGAGAAAGGAGGGCGAGGAGGCGCGAGAAGAAGAGGGAGCCGUCAGGAACGGAGAGGGUCGUUUCCUCUUCCCCAUCUCAGCCCCGGGCACCGUUUCCCCUUGGGCGGGAGGUCGGCGGUCACCUCAGGGAAGCCCUUUGCUGAGCCCAGCAGAGCAGGAAGCCCCAAGUUCAGAAUGGCAGGGAAGCUGGACUAAGAGGAAGGGAGCCGCUCAGUGGGGAAGGAAUUCCGAGGACCCAGGAACCUGGAAGAGUCCAGCUGGCUUCUGAGGGAAAAGUGAAUGCCCUGAAAGCAGUAUGAGCCACAAGGGAUCAACAAGCAGCCACCCAGGCUCUGCAAAUGGUAGCAUGGGGAAAGCAGAUGGAGCUGCCAAAAUGAGUGCAAAGGAUUUAUAUGAGCAGAGGAAGAAGUAUUCCAAUUCUAACGUCAUUAUGCAUGAGACGUCACAGUACCAUGUACAGCAUUUAGCCACCUUCAUCAUGGAUAAGAGUGAGGCCAUUGUAACAGUGGAUGAUGCCAUCAGGAAACUCAAACAGCUGGCUUCCAAAGAGAAGAUCUGGGCCCAAGAGAUGCUGUUGCAAGUGAAUGACAAAUCCAUCCGACUGCUGGACUGCGAAACUCAGGAAGAGCUAGAAGACUUCCUUCUGCCAACAGUCCAGCUCUGCCAAACUGUGCUGAAUCAGAUGCGGUACUCAUCCAUACUCCUGCUAGUGUGUCAAGACUCAGAGCAGCACAAGCCUGACAUUCAUUUCUUUAAUUGCGAUGAGGUGGAGGCAGAGAUGGUACAUGAGGACAUAGAAAGUGCACUUGCUGACCAUAAGUUUGGAAAGAAGAUACGGCCGCAGACUCUCAAGGUAAACCAAGAGAAGAUUAAACAGAGACAAUCCAUCCUCCCACCACCUCAAGGGCCAGCUCCAAUUCCUUUCCAGUAUGAAGCAAGAGGCUCACCAAAGAACAACCAGAAUCGAGUGGCUCCUCCUUCACAGCAUCAUGAGCCAGAAUAUGAUCGACGAAGCUCCAGUUCUCAGGACUAUGAAGAGUCCCGGGCAAUUUUAGCACAGAAGAUUGAAAAAGAAACGCAAAUCCUAAACUGCACUCUAGAUGAUAUUGAGCUGUUUGUUGCCAAGCUUCAGAAAGCUGCAGAAGCAUUCAAACAGCUGAACCAAAGGAAGAAGGGAAAGAAGAACAAGAAGAAAGGUCCAGCAGAGGGAGUUCUGACCCUGAGGGCAAAGCCCCCAAAUGAGGCUGAAUUCGUUGACUGCUUCCAGAAAACAAAGUUGGCACUAAAUCUCCUGGCCAAACUGAGAAAACAUAUCCAGAAUCCAAGUGCUUCAGAAUUAGUGCAUUUCCUGUUUGGACCAUUGGAAUUGAUAGUCAAUAGCUGUGGAGGUCCUGAAGUUGCAAGGUCUGUUGUCAGCCCACUUCUUUCUAGAGACGCCACAGAUUUCCUGAAAGGGCAUCUGACACCAAAGGAGAUGACGCUGUGGGAGUCCUUGGGGGAGACUUGGACAAGGUCAAGAGCUGAGUGGCCAAGAGAAGCCAACAUCCCAAGCUAUAUUCCAAAGUUCCGCAACGGAUGGGAGCCACCUCUUGAAAUACUCCGUGGAGCCCCUUGGGAAAUAGAUAUUGGCCACCUGCAAGAUGAGCUGUCAUCACCUAAUGGAUAUUCCAGCCGGAACAUAAAGCCUGUCCAGACAUCUGAUCAAAGUCCAGCAGUGGAUGCUUUUGCUCAACAUGUUACUCAACAUGUGAACAGGAAUUUUGAGGCGCAGGGUAUGGCCCCGUCAAAGAGAUAUGCCAAAAUCCGCUAUGAUUUCACUGCUCGAAAUGCCAAUGAACUUUCAGUGCUGAAGGAGGAAAUUCUGGAGGUGUUGGAAGAUAAUAAACAGUGGUGGAAGCUGCGAAAUAGAAGUGGGCAGGCUGGUUACGUCCCAUUUAACAUCUUGGAUCUGGUGAAACUGGAGGAUUAUGGGCUAAUUGAACAGAAAUACAAGGGAGACUUGAGUCCAAGGGGAACUGGACCAUCCAGCCCCUCACAUAAGUUACCUGCCAGCUAUGCUGGGGAAAUGCUCGCCCGGAAUUCUCCUGAUGCCAAAGAACAACUGAUUCAUCAUAUGGAUGAAGUCAAUGAUGAACUGCUGAAAAAGAUCACCAAUAUCAAAGUACAACCACCCCAGAGAAACUUUAAAGUAGAGAAGACUCAACAGGUUCAUGUGCCUCUGACCUUUGAAUCCAAUGCUGAGGAGGUCAAAGCAUGGCUGGAAGCAAAUUCUUUCAGCAAAGGAACUGUGGACCAUCUUGGCAUACUAACAGGGGCACAACUUUUCUCUCUGAACAAAGAAGAGUUGAAAAAAGUAUGUGGAGAAGAGGGUGCCAGAGUGUAUAGUAAAAUCACAGUGCAAAAGUCUCUCCUAGAGAAAAGCAGAGGGGAGUCGGAGCUUCAAGAAAUCAUGAAACGACGCCAAGAAAGGAUUGAUUCUGCUAUUUAAGUUUUAUCUUCUUAUCCCCCUGCCCCUUGCCCCAACACACACACUUGCAAAAAACAAAAACAAAAAACAAAAAGGGAAAGAGAGCAAAACAAAGAAAAAUGGAAAAAAGACUGCUGGAAUCAGCACCUAAGCAAUGUAAAUUGCCAUCUAGAUUGACUGUUCCUUCAAGCACUGUUAGUGAGGCCAUGCUCCCUCACUAACGUGGCAUGCAUUGGGAGAGAGGUUCUAGUAUUGUAUGAAGUAUUAUUUUUAUAUCUCUAUAUUUUAUACAUAAAUGUUAUGUGCGUGAAGUUCAGAGCAUGGUAAGGAUAGGAACUGACAUUCUGAGCAAAGGCUGGAUUGAAGCAAAAUGGCCUCAAAAUUAUCUAUGGCAGUCAGCUUCCUGUGUGGCCCUUCACUAUUUUCAAAAAGCCUCAUAGAAUGGGCUGGGGGCAGAAAUGAUACAAGCCUAUAAGGAUGUUCUGAGGCCCUGUAUUUUGAAAACUACAAGCCGGCUGACCAUUCAGUUGUGUUUUUGUACACAACACAACAAAGCCUGGAUUAGCCUAAAGUGGGAAGGGGAGGGGAGAGAUUACUUCUGGGGCCACUGUUGUGACGUGUUAUAUUAAAAAAAACCAACACAAGACAAGAUGAUGAUCAACUAGCAGGCAAGUGAUUUAAAGUUGGUUUUGGAUUUUUCUAGAAUGAAGUUGGCAACCAACUCGUCUUUUCUCCCUCCCUAGCUCUAAACUGCAUUCACUGCUUUUAUAUGCCAUCAACAGGGUACAAGGAAGCCAUCAUGUACCAAACAUAGCCACGGUUUAUCUGAGGGCAGUUUUAAUGUCAUAACCAUUAACUGCUGUAUCUCCAGGGAAAGUUGUAAUAUGAGCUAAAUGCAUAUUCUGAAGUCCUUUGAUAAACUUUUGGCCUAGCAGUUGCAUUGGUGUCCCUGCCUCCCCACGCACCACCCCUCUAGUCAUCAUACCUUCAAGUCUCCAUCAUCAUAUUUGGGACUAACUCUGAAAGCCUCCAUUCUUGCAAAGUCAAGACCCCACACAGUGCUAUUGUGACCCUUAAGGGAUGGAGUAUCCAUUAUGUUUAGGUAAUUAAAUAUUCAAACUAUCAUGAAAAAAGGAAUGUCAGCAGUGUGGAUCACAUUGGAAUUGGUCAUUAGCACUAUAUACAUAUAUAUAUAUAUUCAUCAUAUGCCUUUUCUCACUGAUUGAUAUUAGAAGAAACCUAGAAUCUUUACAUUUUGUGCUUCCCAUUAUUUCACCCAUUACUAAGCAGUGCCUAGAAUAGGCUUUACAGUGAAGAAUGACCUUUUGCAACUUGUAGAUGAAUGGUAAUAGCUAGUUACUAAAUACAAGAGUUGGGACAACUUUCUCUCUCUCCCUGUACUAUACAAGACUAUUGUUUUCAAGAAAGAAGUGGAGCUGAAAAGAAUGGCAAAUGGAUGCAUAGUCAAAUUUCCUUUGUGACAACCUAUUAAUUGUGUAAUAGUUAAUAGGUAAAAAGUCUUUGCACUCAUCCUUAUGAGCUACAGCAUUACCCAGUUGAUCAUAACCAAUCAAAAGACGAUUGAAAAUAUGAGAUUUAAUUUCAACCCGAUGUGCAUUCACCAUCCUCAAAGCAUCCAGCUAUCCAAUUUACAGAUUAUAUGGCCUAUUAGACAAAUUGGGUUUGUAUUCAAUGUAGCACUUAGCAGCGCUUUCCGUGAGCAGAACAACUUCCACUUUCACAGUGGUACUUUCCCUCCUCUCCCUUCCCAUGCACCCCCUAAAUCUGCUCUGGGUUUACCCCAACCUUCCAGAGCAGAUUGGGGGAUUGCACAAAGGGUUAGGGCUGCAGGAGAGAUGGGAAGUCAAGCCAUGCAACUAAUAAUCAUUCCACUUGUGUAUUUAGCUGAAUACCACCCAUUCAUGUUUGGAAAUAUUGUAAUGAAUUGAAACUUCCAUUAAAUAAAAUGUUUUCAGUCCGUAUGAUGAAGAAGAAAAAGGUGAGAAAGUUCAUACAGUACAUGCUGUACCUGCCUGGAACCCCUAAGACAAUAUAAAGGCACCCCAAAUUAUAUUUUUAUAAUUCUUAGUCAGCUUCAUGCUGCAGUUUGAUAGUAAUAGAGUUUGCAGUCAGUUCAUCAUGCUAAGAUGCAGAUGCCACACUGCUCCCUUUUAUAGCCAAUUACCACCUUUGGACAAUUAGAUAUAAGCCAAACCCCACAGCAGCAGUGGCUCUCAGAUGCUUUGUCUUGUUCUGUACAUAUUAUAGGGGAUGACUGACUAUACCUUUCUCCCACACUUGCUGGGAAACUACUUACCCCAGCAUUGUAAAGCAUGCAGUUGACAUGCGACCACAAUCUGUAACAAUAGCUGGUGAUGGUGGUGGUCAAUAAAACUUUAUUUAAGCUUUAACGUCUAGUAGUACAUCUGGAAAUAGAAGCCUGACAAACUUGUAUGAACAAAAAUGACUACUACAUACUCUUUUAAUUAGAGUUUUGAAGUCUGAAAAUGCAAAUGUAUUUAACCUAUAGCUGAUUUCUACAAUGACUUGCAACAUGUAGCCUGUACAUGGUAUGAACAGCCCCAUUAUACUGUCAUUAAAGAAGCUCAAUUCCUUUGCAUGCCUGGAGAAUUUUGCAGGACCAAGCCUUUAUGAAAUACACACAUAACUGCUUUAUGUUCCUUCAUCUAUUACUAUUAUUUGUACAUUAGCCACAGUGGAUUUAGAUUAUCUGUACAUAAAAUGUAGUCAAGGUUCCUAAGAACAAAAACUCAUGAAGGUAUAACUAGAUGAAAAUUAUGUUCACAUUAUAUAUUUUAAUGGUAGCUGCGCAUAGAUAAUUUAACAUGUUAAAAAUCAGAGCUAGUAUAAAGUUUAUAUUAUGUAUGGAAGCUGGCAAGUAUAUCCUUAGCAGAAUAUGCACUUAUUUUUGUUUAACAGACUUACAGAGCUGAUCAAGCAAGCAAAAUGCUUGUUAUAGAGAGUGGCAGUAAUGAAAGUCUAGCAAAGUAAAACAAAACCACGUCUGAGCUCCCUGAAGGGUGAGAUACAAAUAUAAGAAAUUAAUAAAUUGCUCUGUUCUAAUAUUUUGAUGUGUGUUAACAAUGGCUAACAUGAAUAGAAGUGGACAUUCUAAUUCUGUUAAAUCUGUGGUGAACAUAUUAUUGGGUCUACUGCUGGUAGACCCAUUUGGUAACACUACUGUGGCCACACAUACAGCCAUAGAAUAGUCCUAUCUCAGACAAGUCAGUGGACCAACCAUUGACUUGGUGACUGCAUUUGAUAAACCAUGUUGACUUAACUGGGAGUAUUUGCUGCAUAUCUAAUGGAAAAUACCUUUAUCUUUGCGGGUUUAGACGUAUUUGUUCAACCAAACAUGACUUGAUUAAUGAUGCUGAACUGUAUGUAUGUACUGUAAACGGGGGUGGCAAGAUGGCUGAAAAAUUAAAAGACAAUUUACCCAUG